GUUCGUGCGAGGUAACGCAGCGGGAGGAAGGCGGCGGCGUUUUGCAUUGUAUGUAACGCUGAAUUUAUGCCCUAAGGUUCGAACGAACCAUAAGGGGUUAGCUGUUUUGUGAGUGGAAAAUCUCGUUCGGUAUUAGUCAUUGCUUCGUACUCCAGUUGGCUGCGUUUUCAAGAGGAAGAGAUACAGCAUUGUUGAACACAGACGACUAUGCGCUGUGGCGCGCCCUGCGUGAUGCCGGGUGGGCCGAGCGGCGGCCCGGUGAACGCAGCAGACGGCGAGGUCAUCUGGUUCCUCUCGGAGGAGGUGUUCCGCUCUCUGUCGCAGAUCGUCGACGCUAUCGACGACUGCAUGGAGGCGUUCCCGGCGUCGCUGCGCGCCGACGCGCCCUGCGCGCAGGAGCGCUUCGUUAUGCAGCAGGCGGCCAGCCAGAGUAGCGCCGACACGGCCAAGUGCGUGCUGGUGAUGGAGGGCGCCGCCAUCGUGCAGGCGGAGCUGCAGGUCAAGAUCCAGAAGCACCCCAACAUGAUCCACAAGACGUCGAUCGAGCCGGACGCGCCGUGGGCGCUGGGCCAGCUGCAGGACUCGGCCAACAUGCUGGCCGAGCUGAUGCUGCGCCUGAAGCGCGGCAGGGACUGUCUGCUCAGCCCGCGCAAAAAGACCAUCGAGGACCACCUCAACAGCGAGAACAUGAAGUCGCUGAGGCCUCCGCUGCCCGGCGAUAUCGCCGUCAGCUUCUACGUGCAGGGCCACCGUCUGAUGCUGGCCGUGUACCACCUCGUGCCGCAGCAGGGCAGCAUGAGGUUCGACUCGUUCCUGGCCGAGUGCGUCAUCGCCAAGCUGGAAACGGUGCUGGAGGGCUACACGCAGACGUUCCAGAUGUGUCAGCAAAUCAAGAACAAGCUCAGCUGGGCCAGGAGGUACCAUGAGCGUGCCCGCACGUGUGCCCCAGUUGCUGUUCAGAAUGGCAUGUAA
Pollicipes pollicipes is the source of this 972-nucleotide messenger RNA. RefSeq names its product protein rogdi. The record is from RefSeq and is a predicted model, not a curated record. Lineage: Eukaryota; Metazoa; Arthropoda; Thecostraca; Pollicipedomorpha; Pollicipedidae. The transcript is spliced from 3 exons. Gene Ontology annotation, cellular component: RAVE complex. Bases 208 to 972 code for a protein of 254 amino acids.